CUGCCCUGCCUCAUCAACUCACUCUGGAGCGAGGGGUCCACCGGGCGGCUCUCCCUGCUGUUUUCUCCGAAGGGCACUGGCUUCCUUCUGUUCCGUGGUUCCUCUUCCCAGAAUCGCCCACAAGUGAUGCUCCUUUUCUUGGUGGCUGUGACCCUGCUGCAAACGGACAGCAGCCUUGGUGGCCUCCCUUACUACAAUGGCUUUUAUUACAAUCAUGUCAUGAAUGACAAAGGAAACGGAGAGCGGGAAAUUCAUUUCAAUGGCAUAAAGCUGGUGGUAGAAACUCCAGGUGACCCCAUCUUCACCCACCGUGGUGCCAAUGCCACACUCUCCUGUCAGUACCACUAUGAUCCACCACUGGACAAGCCCCGUAAGAUCCGCAUCAAGUGGUCCAAGCUGCGGGAGGACAGCACCAAAGACCAGGAUGUGCUGGUGGCUGUUGGCCUGAAGCACCGCAGCUUUGGUGACUUCAGUGGGCGCACGCACCUGCAGCAGGACAGCUCCGGAGACGUGUCCCUGGUGAUCCGUGACCUGCGCUUGCACGAUGGUGGCAAGUACCGCUGCGAGGUCAUCGAUGGGCUGGAAGAUGAGAGUGGGAUUGUGGAUCUCGAGCUGCGAGGGGUUGUUUUCCCUUACCAGCCCCACCAUGGCCGCUACGUGCUCAAUUUCCACGAGGCCAAGAAGACCUGUGACGAGCAGGAUGCCGUGAUUGCAUCCUUUGAACAGCUCUUCAAGUCGUGGGAGGAGGGCCUGGACUGGUGUAAUGCAGGGUGGCUGGCGGACGGCACGGUCCAGUACCCCAUCACUCUGUCCCGGGAGCCCUGCGGUGGAAGGGCUAUGGCCCCUGGGAUCCGGAGCUACGGAGAGCGCCACAAGAGCCUGCAUCGCUUUGACGUUUUCUGUUUCUCCUCUUACCUGAAAGGGGAGGUUUACUACCUGUCUCAGGCACAGAAGUUCACCCUGGAAGAAGCCAAGCAAGCAUGCCAGGAUGACAAGGCUGAGAUUGCAAAGGUGGGCCAGCUCUAUUCGGCCUGGCAGUUCCAUAAGCUGGACCAUUGCAAUGCUGGCUGGCUGGCUGAUGGAAGUGUGCGGUACCCCAUUGUCUCUCCCCGUCCCAAGUGUGGUCCACCAGAACCAGGAGUCAGAAGCUUUGGCUUUCCCAAACAUGGGAAGUUUGGGGCCUACUGUUACAAGAUGAACUAAAGGAAGGGCAGAACGGGGGAGAUGA
Gekko japonicus is the source of this 1228-nucleotide messenger RNA. It is a transcript of the gene HAPLN3, whose product is annotated as hyaluronan and proteoglycan link protein 3. Bases 127 to 1203 code for a protein of 358 amino acids. Gene Ontology annotation, biological process: cell adhesion. Gene Ontology annotation, molecular function: hyaluronic acid binding. The transcript is spliced from 5 exons. Lineage: Eukaryota; Metazoa; Chordata; Lepidosauria; Squamata; Gekkonidae. The record is from RefSeq and is a predicted model, not a curated record.